AUUGACAUGUAUGUGAUCAUACUAAAUAUUUUUUUUUUUCUGUGCACAUAUGAGGUACAUAUCGCUGCCAUGAAGCGCCCAUAUAGUGACAGUUCUCUGCCCGCUUCACUGCCGUCACGCGACCGCAGCUCAGGUUUUGCUUGCCUCGUGUGUUUUAAAUUACUGUAAAUUUGAUAGUAUAUCGUCAUAGGCACAGUCCCGAGUCUGUUGAGAAAAGUAGAACACUAAACCAUGCUCGCUAGAUUUGUGUGGUGUUUUUGUCUUUUUGAGCAGCAUUUGAUAGGCUCCACGUUAACAAAUAUGUGACAAAGUCGUUUCCUUUCAUUUUAUGACUCGUUCACCGCAUAGUCAUUACUGGAAAGUCAAGUUAGCAGCAAGCUAGGUCAGGAACCGGAGGACCGAAUCACUGAACGGGAAGUGACAAAACUCAGUCUUUCCCCCCUGCCUGCACGCUGGCUGCUUAUUGGCCACACGUGGAAAUGAGUGACAUACGCCAUGAUUCUGUUUCCGCUCCCUCCCCUGCCCGCGAUGAGGCUGGCGUCUGAUUGGUCGUGUGCGAUGUCAGAAGACGCUGCCGCUUGCUCAACGCCCUCCCACGCAGCGAACAAGCGCCACCAACUUCAUAGAACGAAUCAGUGCAGAUGGUGAUUAGUUCGGUCUCGUUCACCCAAACAAUUCGUUCAAAAAGAACGAAUCGUUCGCGACCGAUACAACACUAGUGCCAGCAUGGACUCAUGUUCACUAUAGUGGUGGUCUGCGCACAAUAGUGCCCACAGUCAGCUGGCCCACCUUGCAAAAAAAAGUAUCUGGUCACACCUGCCACAACCGUUCCUUGCGAGAGACUUUUCUUUGACAGGGUACAUUGUUCAAAAGAAAAGGUCUCUGUUAUCUGAAAAUGUCAACAAGCUAGUUUGCCUGGGAAGUUGGUUAAGAAAAAAUAAGUGUAUGGCUAACUUAAGCAGUGUUUCUAAACACCUUUACACACAGUUUAGUGUAAUGUUUUUCAGUUAAGUGUCUGAUUUUUUAAAUAUUUUUUUCCCCUUUAAAUCUCACAGCUUUCAGGCCAUUUAGUGUAAAAUUGCAAAUGCUGCAUUUAUUUGUGUGAAAUGUUGAAUUUAACAGACAAGUUGUUUACACAUUUUUUGAAACACUAGCUAUUGUUACUGUAUUGUGCUUGUCUGCUCUUUAAAUUGGCAGUUAAUUUUGGGUAAUAUGGCAAACGUUACUUUAGCCACAUUGCUAGUCUGAGGCACUUUAAACUGUUAAAGCUCUUUGCUGUAUAAUGCAGACUAUUUAUUUAUUAUUUCAUACGAGCUGAGUUGUUAAAUAAAAUUUUAAAACUCUAUUUGGUUAAGUAUUAAUUCAUUCACACAUCAUACAUUUCAUCUUAAAACAAAUUUUAAGUCAAUUAUAGUAUUUUCCUAGUUUUUUUUUUUUCCUGUAAGAGCAACUUUAUUUAUCCCAAGAGAAAUGUGAUUAAUCAUGAUUAAUCACACAGUUGACAUAUGAUUAAGUAGAUUAAUUUUUUAAUCGUUUGACAGCGCUCAUAUAUAUAUAUAUGUAUAUAUAUAUAUAUUUAUGUGUAUAUAUAUUAUAAUAGCACUUAUACCAUAGUUUAAGGAAAACAAGCAGAAUAUAGGGCAUAAGAGAUAAACAAUGCCGCCUUAUCACGGAAGCCCAGCGCGUGCGUCAUACAACUAACUGAGCAAGAUUGACGCUGACAAGCACACGUCUGCACCACCAAGUCUCGCAAUCGAUUCUCCCGGACAGUCCACAACGAAAGGCGGGCUGGUCUGUCCUAAUACGAGGAGCCCCGGAGAAUGCCAAAAUAACUGAUAGCACGACUGACAAGACUCCAAGAGCCCCUUUGACGCUGAGGUGGCAAAAUCCACAAUCCUCAUUGCCCGGACAAUGGUAACUUCCAAAUCCUCCUGUCCAAUCCAUAAACAGACAAUAAUCCCAAACACACCCUUCUUCCGGCCCGCCCCGCGAAAGCCUUCAAAAGACUGAAUGUUUAACUAAUCCUCAUUUUUCUCGGGAACCUUUUUGUUGACUUCUAAUAUUGUAACCCUGGAACGAGUUUGCCUCCUCGCCUGAGUGUUUGUUUCGCCUUGCCGUUUCGAUCUAUAUAUUGGUGUAUUAGAGUAAUACAAACAGACGGUGCCAAUGAGAAAAGGUACUAUCUCCUUCAAUAUGAACCGUUAUUAUUAUACUGUACUGUAAUCUCUUACAUUACCAUAUUAAGUCUAAAAGAUGACACAAAAAUCAUCAAAUUCAUACCAGAACGUCACCCGUCAAAAGAGCAGAGUGCCCUCAAGUGGACAAAAAACAUUGUUACCGUUGAUUGGUAUCAUGUGGUUUUGUUGCGACAUCUCAUUGGUGACCACCAGUAUCGGCAUCCCUGGCAAAAAUAAAGUCAAUAUGUAGAACAAAGAAGGAAAAUAAAACGACUCAACUGAAGCCCAAAGUAGCUUAGUAAGAGUAGUGUUUCUUCUUCACAAAUCUAGUUAGAAGUAUUGCGUUGUAAGACUACUCUAGGAAGUACAUUUUUCUCAAAAAGUUAUUCAAGGAGCAAAUGUAACACAAUACUACCCACCUCUGAUGAAAUGUACAUAAAUGUUUUUAGAACUUUAAUCCGUCUAACAAGAUAUUUAUAACAAGGUUAAAUAAUCCGCCAUGCAUUUAGGGCGCGAAAGUUGAGCCGCGAAAUCAUGUUAAUAUGAGUAACACUUGACUGACAGUCACUUUUUCUACUCUUUAUUGACGGUCCCUAAACGAGUCGGUUGCCCCUAGCAUUUGGUGUAAACAAUUUGUACUCUGUUGACGCUUUGUUGGAACCGACUUGUUCGAGUUUUGUGCUCAGGUGGAUUGCGCCUCUGAUAUUCACGACGUAACUCGCUUUUUAAACCAUAACGUGACUUUAACGACGUCAUUUAUGUCGAUUCUUUUGACGCGCUAGCUAUUUUUGACGCCUCCAUUUCAGCGUGAAUAUCACCGUUUUUUAAUACAACGUAGUCACGAGGACUGAAAAGGACGUCGUGGUUUGGGAUUAAUAAACGUUAACAUCUAACCAGGCCGCUUCAUACUCAAGCAUUAGUUCAUUUUGAGAAGUAUAUUCCAAGAAAAAGAUUAAGACCAAGCCAAAUUUAGCAAUGUGCAGCGAAUACUAUGACAAGCUUGAGAUAAACAGGAAUGCUACAGACGCAGACGUCAAAAAGGCAUAUCGACGUCUGGCACUCAAGUUUCAUCCGAGCAGCAACAAAGAACCUGACAGUGCUGAGAAAUUUUACCAACUGGGUGAAGCCUAUGACGUUCUGAGUGACCCUCGAAAAAAGGCAACUUAUGACAAAUUUGGAGUGGAAGGCCUGAAAGGUGGAAUUCCUUACGAGUUUGGCAGCGGCGGCGCUUGGUCAUCCAAAUACGUCUACCACGGAAAUCCGGACAAAACCUUCCGGCAGUUUUUUGGCAGCGACAAUCCAUUUGCAGACUUCUACACACAUGACAUCCCACUCCUGUUGGGUGGCCUUCUACCAGAGGAGGUCAAAACACAAGAUCCCCCUAUCGAGAGAGAUCUCCAUUUGUCCCUGGAUGACCUCUUCCACGGCUGCACUAAGAAAAUUAAAAUAUCUCGAAGGGUGAUGAAUGAUGAUGGCUACACGUCAGGUAUUAAGGAUAAGAUUCUCUCUAUUGACGUAAAACCCGGAUGGAAAGAAGGCACAAAGAUUAUUUUCUCUAAAGAGGGAGAUCAGGGCCCCAACAAGAUUCCUGCAGAUAUUGUGUUCAUAGUACGACAGAAGACCCACCCUCAGUUCAAAAGACAAAACAAUGACUUGAUCUUCAAGGCCCAAAUCUCACUAGCAAUGGCCCUGACUGGGUGUUCUGUCAAUGUGGAAACACUAGAUGGCAGGCUACUCAACGUUCCCAUCAAUGACAUUGUGCACUUCACAUACCAAAAAGUGGUGACCGGAGAGGGGAUGCCACUCUGCCAAAAUCCUUCACAGAGAGGAAACCUUAUUCUCAUUUUUGGCAUCCAGUUCCCAGAGAGGCUCUCCCCAGACAGGAAGGAUCUCAUCAAGCAAGCUCUACUUUUUAAAAAUUGAUCACAUUCCUCCCCCUUUUAUUUAUUUUCUUGCCAUAACGAAGCAGGGAAGAUAAAUGUAAGUCCCUUCUGCUUCAACAUAAAUGCAGUGCAAUCUGCUGAGUCAUGCUGAAAACACAAGAACACUUUGCACUGUACACAAAAUGAGAUCCAUACGUUCAUUCCUCCCGACACAUGCAUUGGUCAUCAGUAAAUAGGUAUAUUCAAUAUAUUGCUGUAUUUAGUAAAUUACAAAUCUAUUAAAAAGUGCUUUUGAAUUGAAUUUGACUACUUUGAGUACCGUAUUUUCCGCCCUAUAUGGCGCAUCGGAGUAUGAGGUUCAACUUUAAUGAAUGAACGUAUUUUAAAACUGUUUUCAUAUACACUGCUGGCCAAAAGUAUUGGCACUCCUGCAAUUUUGUCAGAUGAUGCUCAAUUUCUCCCAGAAAAUGAUUGCAAUUACAAAUGCUUUGGUAGUAAUAUUUUCAUGUAUUUUGCUUGCUUUGAAAAAACACAAAAGAGAAUGGGGGGAAAAAAGAAAUCAUUAUAAUUUUACUAGGGCUGUCAAAAUUAUCGCGUUAACGGGCAUUAAUUUAUUUUUUUAAAUUAAUCACGUUAAAAUAUUUGACGCAAUUAACGCAUGCAAUGAAUGACCCGCUGGCAUAUUGCCUCAAACAUUACAAUGAGGCCGUUUAUGGACAUUAAGAGUGAAGAGAAUACCACCGGCCGCUUGGGGGCAGCGCCGUUCAAAACUCAUGUCUUCUAAACGUGGGAGAAUUAGUAGUUGUGAGACGUAUAUGCUGUAUUCACAAUGCUAUGCAAAUUGCUAUUUGUGCUCCACACAUAUUUCGGUAAGUUUUCUUUCUUUUAGUGGCAAUUAUGUGUCUCUUGUUUUAUUUUGGGUAAGAUAUAUACAGAUACAGUAUAUGUUAUACAGUAAAGGCGAGUGGACACAGGCGUUCUUUGGAGCGCGCCGUUUAUUGGCAUAAGCUUCUCCUUCACAACAUAAGUAUUGUUUAGUGAAAGCACAACAAAAAUAAUAUUCCUAUCUCUCAAAAAAAAAAAAAUGUUCUCAAAAAGAAAAGCACUUCAGUCUAUAAU
This is a messenger RNA of Corythoichthys intestinalis (scribbled pipefish), 5179 nucleotides long. RefSeq names its product DnaJ heat shock protein family (Hsp40) member B13 (gene dnajb13). Lineage: Eukaryota; Metazoa; Chordata; Actinopteri; Syngnathiformes; Syngnathidae. Bases 3153 to 4100 code for a protein of 315 amino acids. Gene Ontology annotation, molecular function: protein-folding chaperone binding. Gene Ontology annotation, cellular component: cytosol. The record is from RefSeq and is a predicted model, not a curated record. The transcript is spliced from 8 exons.